Brassicogethes aeneus is the source of this 500-nucleotide messenger RNA. The record is from the annotation of a GenBank genome assembly. Lineage: Eukaryota; Metazoa; Arthropoda; Insecta; Coleoptera; Nitidulidae.
UUGCCAUACGGCUAAUAUAACUCUCACCAACAACAAUCUAAAAGAAUUAAGUAAUGGUACAAUUACAAGGUUCACUUGGUGUUUUCUUGUUACUUUACACCCUGUCAGGGGCCAUAGAGGAAGAUUGCACCGAUUUCCAAGGUCAAACAAUUCAGCACGGCCUCCUAUAUGUACCAGGCCCAGCCGUAUGCACAAUGUGCGUGUGCUACCAUUCAGAACCAAUGUGGUGCAAGGCUAUCUACUGCGAUCCCCCUUACUUCUGUAAAGAGUUCAGAGUGGGGGAGCGGUGCUGCGAGUUUAUUUGCUUGGACCCUCCAGGCGAUGAAGCAAUGAAAUUGCUGGAGAAAUACAGACAGAGAUUUAAGAUGAGCGGAUCGACGAAAAUUGAUUUGGUUUCAAGUUUUCUGCUCUUUUCAGCUGUGGUUGUGGCUGCUAUAGCCUUGUGAUAUGUUGUAAUUGUUUGUUUAAGAUUUUUUUUCCUAAACGAAUGAGUUUAAACA